Molecule: messenger RNA, 1353 nt
Organism: Rotaria sordida
Lineage: Eukaryota; Metazoa; Rotifera; Eurotatoria; Philodinida; Philodinidae
Source: the annotation of a GenBank genome assembly
AUGUCGUCAACUGAUGGAAGUACAAAUAAUGAUCAAACUGUUACAAUUCCAGCUGGUGAUCCAAACCAAGUCAUUCCAGCCGGUGCAGUUGGUCUCAAUCCACAAAGUACUCUCAAUCCGAAUGUUCCACAUACGAAAGCUGAUUUAGAUAAUCAUGCUAAUCAAUUGAAUCCAAAUAAUCCAAGAUAUGCUGGUCAUAAAGAACGACUUGCUGCUGCAGCAGCUAGUCGUGAGGCGGCAGCUCUACAUCAAGAAGCUCAAGCUGCAUAUCAAUAUGCUAAUCAAAUGGAAGCUGCUGCUUUGAAAGCACAAGUAGCUGCUAAUCAAUUGCAUCAAGAGGCUAUGCUUUGUGCACAACACGCCAGUACGGGUGUGCCCACUCGUAGAGGUGGUCGAGGCCGAGGACGUGGUCGUGGCCGUGGUCGAGGUCGUGGUCGUGGACAAGGCAGUCGUGGUGGUGGUCAAGGAAAUCAAGGUGAUCAAGGAAAUCAAGGUGAUCAAGGAAGCCAAGGUGAUCAAGGUAGUCAAGAAGGCUGGGACCAUGAAAAUCAUCCAGAUGAAGGUGAAUAUGAUGAAGGUGAUGAAGAAGGUUACGAAGAAGGUUAUGAAGAAGAACAUCAUGACGAAAAGGGAACAGUUGAUACUAAUAAUCAACAGUCAACUAAUAGUGAUAAUCAACCAUCAACUAAUGGUGAUAACCAACCAUUACCUCAGCGACAAUGUCCUCAAGCUCAUCAUAAAUUAUCUCUAUCUGAAUUAAUUUAUUUUAUUGAUUUAUCUUUAACAAAAUGUGAUCAAUUAAGUGAUCAAAUUGAUCCUGGUUUUACAUCAUCAUGUUCAAAUGAAUAUCCUCGUUCAUUAAUAAUGUCUCUUCUUAAACAAUAUGGAUCACAUCAUCCUAAAGAUUGGCAUAAAUAUGAAUGUUGGAAUGGUACUGAAACUUAUACAAGAAAUUUAAUUGCUCAUCAUUCAAAUCGUUUUACAUUAAUGCUUGUCUGUUGGAAAGGUGGUCCAUCACCUAUUCAUAAUCAUGCUGGUAGUGAUUGUUUAAUGUCCGUUCUACGAGGUAUAGUACGUGAAACAAAAUAUUAUAUACCAGAAAAUGAACAUAAUAUUGAAAAAUUAGAUGUAAAAGAAAUAGUGGAAAUGCAAGAAGGUGCAGUACAUUUAAUUAAUGAUCAUAUUGGAUUACAUAAAAUGGAAACAUUAGAUGAAAAUCAACAAGCAGUUACUUUACAUUGUUAUAUUCCUCCGUAUUUAGAUUGUUUUACUUUUGAUAUAAAAGAUGAUGACAUUGAAACAAAUAUUGCACAUACAACGUAUGAUACAGAGUAUGGAAAAACUGUCUCAUAG